UUUAUCCAUUCAUUAACCCAGCACGUUAAAAUGGCGCAUAAUACGAGCGAUCACAUCGCACUUUUGUAACCGGUAAAGUCGUCGGACGACGCGCGCAAGGACUUCGUCUCAGCGGGCUUGCUGCUUGCGAGAGACCACCAACCUCACCCAUGAACCAGGAAGGGGGUCUGUGGGCACUCCUGCCGUCCAAGGUCUCCUCCCGAGAUCAAGUGACGGGGCACAAGCUCGCGCUGCUGGUCCUCGUCUCGGAGUACUGCCGUGUCAAGACCGAACGGCACCUCAAGCCCGACCAGGAACUGUGGACGCACACGACCAAGCAGUGUCGGGACUUCGCCAUCACCGCUCUCAAGCUGCUCCAGAGCCCAGACAUGAGUCUGGGCGAGCUGCUGAGCUGCCUCGACGGCGUCCUGCACCCAAACACCAUGCGGCUCUUUACCGUCAGCCUGAGGACCAUCUACGACGCCGGGGUAGCGGGCAUCAUGGACUACAUCCCGAAUCUGGACAACCUCCUCGCGGACCCCACCGCGACGCCCGCCGUUCUGCACAAGAGCAGCGUCCUUGGUCUGUUUGUUCGUCGGAUGCUUCUGGCACUUGACAAGCUCAACUUCAGCGGUUUGGUGAAGCUGCACCAGAGCUUUAGGUCGUACUACGACGCCGAGGGGAACGGAGAUUCGAAGGCGACGCAGCGGCAGGCGGAUCUGUUCCUCGCUCAGCAGGUCACGCUGAUGCAAGUCAACGAGAAGGCGGCCCUGCCGCCGCCCCAGCUCCAACAAAAGCUCCGCGAGCUCGUCGGCGGGAACCCUGCCCUCACAGAGGCGCACUACGUGUCCUUUCUCAACUGCCUCUCGGUAAAGGAGUACUUUGGCGCCGUGGAGAGCUUGCGGCAGCACUUCGACCGCACCAGCGCUCCGGACGCGAGCUCCAAGCCUGGUCCGAUGGCGACGGCGGCAUCCUCCGAAGACAGUGGCCGUAAUCUUCGCUACGCGUCCCUCCACCUCGCCAUGCUUCACGCUAAGAUGGGCCACGACGCCGAGGCCCGGGCCGCCCUGCGCGAAGCUGUGACCCUCGCGCAGGACGCCAACGACGUAGUGUUCUUACAACACGCGCUCGCCUGGCACUGCCGCCUGGACGGGGCCCGCUGUCCGGAGGCCCAACUGCGGUGCUCGGUCACCAGGGCCUCCGAAUUAGGCCUGUGCGGCAUUGCCUCGCUGGGCAUCCAGGCGCUUACAAGAGUCGGCGCCGAAGCGGGCUCGCCACCGGCAGCCGCCCUCGAGCUCUUGUCCAGGAGCGAAGUGCUCAACUUCCAGCAUCCACAGGGAGAUACCGGCAUUGGUACAGUUACGUCACAGAAGGCUGCCCUCUGGACAUUGUACGGGUUUCAGCGAAUGGCUAAUCUCCAGGCGCAGUUGCUGUUGCAGCUAGGAAGAGCCGAUCAGCUACGCACGGCCGGCGUCGUUCCAAUGGGGGAACCUGCCUGUCUGGCCUUGCGCAGUCUCGCUUGGGCGUUGACCCUUCACGGGCGAUAUAACGACUCAACCAGCCUCCUAGACUUGGCCUCAACGCUCUUCCCGGCCUACUCAGCAUGCCAGAACCUGGUCACUCUGUGCCGCCUCGAGUGCAGCUUUCACGAAGCACUCCACAAGACCCUUUGGCCUAGAGCUGAGGGGCUAGCAUCCGGAAUACGGAUACUGAACCGCUUCGAAGGGGACCUCUGCAAGGUCAAACUCCUUCUCUGGCAGGGACACCUCAACGAAGCCCUGGACCUUGUCGACACGGUUCUUGCAAUUGAGGACAUUAAGGGGACGGGUGACGGAGACAACACUAGCAAUUUUGAGGGCAGCCUUCCCCACUUUAAAGGGAGGUGUUACCUUCUCAAGGCAGAGAUUCUAAUUGAGUCGUCCCAGCCUGUGCUUGCUAUCCCAGUCCUGUGUGAGGGCCUCACCCUAGCGGAGAAGCACCAUCUGUCCUACCUGCGGGCCAGCUUAGUGGUCCUGAUGGCGGGGGUUCAGUUUGAGGUGGGGCUUCCGGGGCAUGCGUGCACUUUACUGGAAGAAGUGGUUACAGUAGUGCUGUCACAGGGGGGCCUGGUGGAUGUCGGACAGCUAUACCUGCUCCUGGCCAAGUGCCGGUUCAAGAGCGAGGGACAUGGGGGACUGGAGAGCGCUGUGCAUCUGGCCUCGUCUGCUUUGAAGUGCUACGAGACGGUAGAGUCGAAGCGAGGCAUCAGGGAGUCUGCCUAUUGGCUGGCAUUGCUGUGCGACAAAGCUGGCAUGGAGGAGAGGCGCAACGAGGCAGCCAGGACGUUUCGUAGAGUGGACGAACAGAUGGCUGAAAAACUGCUGUACGAAUUGUGAGGCUGUCUUUCUAGGUUAUCUACCUCAACCUCUCCCUUUUAGUUCAAGUUUAAGAGGUGUAUGGUCUUCCACUGUAAGCAUCAUCGCAUGAGAACAUUUUGAUUAGGGGUAAUGUUUACGAGGCUUGUAGGUCAUAGCUGUGUGGUGGACAAGUGUCCAGUGUUUGUAUCAUCAUUCCAGGUUCGUUCUUAUGUGUAGUGCCAUUGCUGUGUCGGACACCUCAAGGCGCAUCCUGAGGCAAGCUUCAGGCGGGGCAUUUUUUCUACGUUAUAAAAACUGCAAUUCGUUCGUAGGAAUUCAAAUACAGCAACAUGUUAAGGGAAAUGGCCUCAUUUGAUUGUUUACUUUAUCAAGCCAGAGCAUCUUAGAUAUCAGUUUUGGUCCAGAGAACUUUAAACGGGUUUGUUAUUGUGAGAAGAAUGCUGUUUUGUGCAGUAUCAUCUAGAAGAGCACAAAUUUCAGAUAUCUUAAUGUAAUUUCAUUUAGAUUCCUUAUGCACCGACUCACUAGAGCCCACUAAUUUAGCUGACAGCGGGCAGUUUAGCCAGUCAACAGCACAAUCAAUUGUUCCAUUUUUAGACUACUGCAUUUUCAAGACUACAGCCUGCACCCGGUGUAUAGACCCACUCAUAUUUACAAACAAACUGGAGCACCCCUAGCAGACGCCACCGGCGCCGCGCUUGCACGGUGGAGUGUGGGCAAGAAGCUUGCUGUCGCCCAUAAGCAAACCAUUGAAAUGCAAUGUUGUUGGCAUCGGUGAUUGCCCCCGUGCUCUUUUUCGCGUUGGAAUUGUUGACUCUACGUCUUCCUGGCGAUGUCCGACUACUUGAGCGGCCUUACCGAAAUUACCGAGGCUCGUUGCACCACAAAACAUUGCAUGAAUAAUGUGACGUGUGCCGAUUCAUUCCUCGUGAAAGCUGCAGAAUGGACUCUAAACUGAUUCGCAUGAUGAGAUUCCGCUUGCAAUGUUUAGUCAUGAUGUCGUUCGGGCUGCAAAAGUGUAAAACAGAGCUGAGAUGGUCGACGUCGAUACUGUAUAUCGCAAGCAGAAUCGGACCAAGUUAAUCGGGCACAACAAGUUGGUGAUGGCCACUAGUAACAAUGAUCAACAUCUCCUUGUAUCUGCUGUUUACACCGAGCCUGCUUACCCCAACCAACCUUCAAACUUAAAAGGCUUUUGAGGCCUGCACUUACUUCUUAUCGCAAUUAUCGGGCCAACGUUUAGUCUACGAGGUGGUGUCGUCUGCUCUUUCAGACGACCAGCAGAAACGUUUGAAAGAACAGGCAACAGUUUGAACGAUUAGGCGGCCGUUUGAAUUUAAAGACACAGUGAAUGUAGUGUGCAGGUGGUCCGUACAACUUGAUGGUUUUCCCGCAUUCAUGUUGGAACAACACAAAUAAAUCUGAUGACUACGAGGUUCCAUGAAUUAACCCCAAAGUGCUUCCCGCCCAAGCACUCGUGGUCCGAUGGCAUCUAGUUUUCCCUUUUCACAGCACAUCCACGUUCCCGGACAAACUGAGCACAUGAUAGCUGACCUUCAAACCUUUCUCGACUCUUUUGGUACAGCCUCAGUCACGGUGUUUUGACGAGAAGGCAGGUUUUCGUCUGGUUUCUUUCAAAACAAUGCAGGAAUGCACGUCCCACAUGGUGACUUUUGCCCACAGCUCCAGAUGCUCAAUGCACCACCACCGCGCAGUGACGUAACGGAGCUGAGUUUGUGUAUGGUCCGCAGGUUCACAAUUUAAUUGAAAAAAGAAAAGAUUUUACUUGGUUAGUCCUCACCUGGUGUGUAUUCGCACCCGGAGCAUAGUCUGCACCUGGUGCCUAGUAGUAACUGGUGCCUAAUAGUAACACCUCCCGCACUGUGGGAGGUGUUACUAUUAGUAAUGUCGCAAACUGGUCGAGUUCGCAUUCGACCAGGUUCGGCUUUUUUUAACUUCUUGUGAAAAGGUCGACGAAGGUUCGACUCGGGUUCGACUGCCAUGCGCAUGUGCGACAGGCUGGCCAGUUGGCUUCGGAUUGGAUGGUGAUGGCUAAGGAAUGAAUUAAGGGCAGCACUGAUUGGUUAUUUCAAUUAAGACUACACGAAAUAAAGUUAUUAAC
This is a messenger RNA of Ixodes scapularis (black-legged tick), 4458 nucleotides long. RefSeq names its product anaphase-promoting complex subunit 5. Gene Ontology annotation, cellular component: anaphase-promoting complex. Gene Ontology annotation, biological process: protein K11-linked ubiquitination; anaphase-promoting complex-dependent catabolic process; positive regulation of mitotic metaphase/anaphase transition. The transcript has a single exon. Gene Ontology annotation, molecular function: protein binding. Bases 150 to 2354 code for a protein of 734 amino acids. Lineage: Eukaryota; Metazoa; Arthropoda; Arachnida; Ixodida; Ixodidae. The record is from RefSeq and is a predicted model, not a curated record.